Molecule: messenger RNA, 413 nt
Organism: Racocetra fulgida
Lineage: Eukaryota; Fungi; Glomeromycota; Glomeromycetes; Diversisporales; Gigasporaceae
Source: the annotation of a GenBank genome assembly
AUUACAAAUUAGAUGGACAGUUCGACCCUGGUGGACCUUGUUAUCAGAAUGAGCACCGUCUUGAAAAUGGGAAUUUUCUCUCUAAACAAUUCCGUGAUUAUAAUGCUUCCCCCGGCGUAAAACGAAAGAAACUGCCACUGGAUGAAUACGUCGUAGAAAUCAAGAUUCAGAGAAGCCUGCCUGAUAAAAAUAGCAAACAAAACCUAGUUCAUAAUAGUAAACACCAAGAAGACUCCUUUACACCUGUCACUAUGGAACAUCCUUGGACAACCAUGGAUAUGAUGACAAUUAUAAAUCUUGAUUUGAAUUUACAAAUUCAUUUUCCAAUUUCAAGGUUAAAUACCAUUAAAAAUUCUAUUUAUGUUAUUAUUCGUAUCACUAUCAAUCACUUAGCCUUAACAGAAUUAAAUUAA